Messenger RNA from Colletotrichum graminicola M1.001, 2532 nucleotides. RefSeq lists its product as uncharacterized. The record is from RefSeq and is a predicted model, not a curated record. Lineage: Eukaryota; Fungi; Ascomycota; Sordariomycetes; Glomerellales; Glomerellaceae. The coding region runs from base 1 to 2532 and encodes 843 amino acids. The transcript has 3 exons.
AUGGAGACACAAGUGCCUCAGAACUCGAAAGUCAAGAGGUGGGAUGGUGCGGCAAAAUCAUGUACCGACUGGGACAACUUGAGAAGGGAUCCUGAGUUAUGGUUUCGAGGUGGGAACUGCUUUGUUCAUCUCUACGGCAAAGGCCAGUCUCGCCGAGGCCCUGCGUUUAAAGUACCAUUCAGCACUCUGCUCACUGCAAAAUGCCACCAUUUCGUCAAGAGAUUCAUGUCUUACGACUCGCCCGAGUCACAGGGCCCGUUCAACGACGUGUUCGAAGACUUGGACCGGUGGAACUCUCUCUACCCCAACGAGAGAGUCGAGCUCUAUAUCCCAGCUCCGCCAACGGCGAACAAAGAGCAGGCGUUUUCCUACCACCUCGCGACGCGAAACUUCUUGGCAUGGGUUUUCCGCCGUUCAGUGGUGGGCGAGCACCUCGGCAUCGCUCUCAUUGGCCUGCUGAACAGCAUGGCAGAAUUCAGAGGCGACGACGAAGACAACGUGUCGGAGCUCAUAUCCUACAUGGAUGAAGAAGGGUAUCUGGAUAUCAAAGGCCAACCGCACCAUGCGGUGGCGCUCUUGCAUCUGGCCGAGUUCUUUCAAAUGACAGACAUGUAUAUUGACGCCUUCAGCCACUGUGUUGGAAUGAGCGAGCACCUUUCGUAUAACCCUGAAUUCGAGCACAUCGGCUCGGUCACCAAAACGCUCAUUCGCAGGGCACGGAAUGAUAUGGACACACGGCUAAGCAAGGCGGGCAGCAUGUUGAAAACCUUCUUGGAGGAUGAGCUGUCUGAAUCAUAUCUCGGUCUCUCGGCUGGUAACCGUGCUCACCUCGACCGAUUCCGAAGCUUUGUCCGAUCAUUUUAUGCGACCAAGCUUGGUUACUGGCCGCCUCUCUUGCCUGAGUCGGAAAACAGUUCGAUAUUCAACCCCAAGGUCAUUAGGACCAUGCGAAAAGACUUCCAGGCCGUAUACGAACUGCUGGUGGACCAGAGCUUCACCUCUGCGGAGAGUAGCCCUAUCCUUGCUCAGGGCGGCAUCUGCACAUUUCAAAGUGUAAACGAUUUCGACCGGCGAUCCAAGUAUACAUCUUUGAAACAUCCACUGCCGCUACUUCCGGAGACAGGCGGAGACAAGUCCGGCCGGCGGGUGUCUAUCCAAUGGUUGGCAAGCCCUGCGCGAGGCGACAAGCUCAAACCCGAUGAGCGUCUCAUCGCUCACAGCGCGCUGACCAAGGCUAUGAAUAUGCGGGAUCAGGAAACGCUUCGCAACGACUUUGUUCGCGCCUAUCGCAAGUUUGAGGAAGAUUCAGUCUCGCCGCUCAACCGUGUCGACAAGAUUGAGAAGAUCAGCCUAGUGGAUGCUCGCAAGGUACGCUGGAUCCUGAUUUACUGUUGUUACCAGACUCUUCUGAGCUGCACAGAGGCACCCCCAGAGGCUAGCGACGUCGAUAAGGCGGACUACCACCUCGCCGUUUCGACCCAGAAGCUGCCGCCUUGGAAGGAGGGCCGCAACUUGCACUCCCUCUUCCACAGCCACACUGAUCCCGCAUCGGACACCAAGCAGUCGGUUACAGACUGGGCAUCGAAGUGCAGUGCCUUGCCAACGCCAACCCUGGUAUCCCCUUCUAUUGAGAUCCGACCCGACAUUGACUACACUGCUCAAGCACGUCACAAGGAGAGACUGUCCCAUCGCCAGUCGAUAGCUGUCGCCCCAUCACCGGCGGCCCCACCCCGGUCCCGGAGCCGGAGUGUACCCCGCAGCAAUACUUUCCGACGAUCCCUCAGCAUCUUCCGCAAAUUGGAAGAACAAACUGCCCCGACCGCGAUGGCGAGGAAGGGAUCCUAUUGCGAGAUUGUGGUCAAAGGCUACGGAAACGGCACCAACGCUGUGGUCAAGAAGGCUGCUGAAGUGCCCCUCGCAGAGGUCUCGCCGAAGAACAAGACGGCGAUGCGUUCCCUCUCGACCUCGUCUGAAUCCAGCUUCGUGUCUGAGGCGCAGUCUCUGGGCGCCUUCAGCUUCGCGACCGCCGAGUCCACGGUCCCGCCGACGUCGCCCGAGGCGUCGUCUAAGAACUGGCCGAACCAGGGCACGCCCAUGUUGAGCCCUGUGCCCCUGCGUGGCCGCCGGCGCGUCAAGACCGUGCUAUCCUUUGCCGAACCAGCGCGCCUGAGCCCGGCACCAGAAUCGAUCUCCACUCGCGUCAGCCCGGCACCAGAACCAGUAUCAUCUUAUGUUAGCCCGGUACUUGCACCGGCAUCAUCUCAUGUCAGCCCGGCAGAAGAAAGCUUCGCAAGACGGCACACCGUCAUCGGUGGCGGCGACUAUGCCCAGGACUACGUCGACCUGGUCAAGGAGCAAGAGAGUGAUUUUAACCGCCAUGAGAUGGAGCCCCCCUCGCUGCAGAUCCGCAAGCCGUCGCUUUCUUUGUACCCCGAAUCCCCGAUCUUGGGGCACUUAGACGACUACACGUGCGAAUGGGACAAAUACAAGCACCUGGGCGGGCUGACCAGCCUGUCGCCCCUGCACAUCUAA